AUGUAUAUGAUCUUCAAGCUCCUGAUCAUCGGCGACGAGAUUAAAACGAGGAUCGUUGCUGCAAUUCUCUCCAGAUUGUCUGCUAAAUUGCGUAAAUUUCGGAAGAGCGGUUUGGAUUUGGAAUUCACCGAGAAUGACUGCGAAGACGAUGAUGAUGAGGAAGGAGGCGGCAGCGCAGGGAAACGAAGCGGCGAUGACAGCGACGACGGCGAAGAUGAACGAAGUGAUGUUGUUCGCGAAAUGCGAGUGCUGCGGACUGACGGAAGAGUGCACGGAGGCGUACGUAGCGAAGGUCCGAGAGCGGAACCAAGGGCGAUGGAUAUGCGGGUUGUGCGCGAGGUCGGAGCAGCAUAUUGGCAGUGA
This is a messenger RNA of Ipomoea nil (Japanese morning glory), 363 nucleotides long. RefSeq lists its product as uncharacterized. The coding region runs from base 1 to 363 and encodes 120 amino acids. The record is from RefSeq and is a predicted model, not a curated record. Lineage: Eukaryota; Viridiplantae; Streptophyta; Magnoliopsida; Solanales; Convolvulaceae. The transcript has 3 exons.